Messenger RNA from Ylistrum balloti, 780 nucleotides. RefSeq lists its product as uncharacterized. NCBI's taxonomy places the organism in Eukaryota, Metazoa, Mollusca, Bivalvia, Pectinida, Pectinidae. The coding region runs from base 1 to 780 and encodes 259 amino acids. The transcript has a single exon. The record is from RefSeq and is a predicted model, not a curated record.
AUGUAUGACCUAGGAGCAUAUUACCCAUGGGUGUAUGAUCGUGCAGUGUAUGAUACAGGAGCAAAUCACCCACGGCUGUAUGAUCGUGGAGUGUAUGACCCAGGGGCAUAUUACCCACGGGUGUAUGACCCAGGGGUGUAUGAACCAGGGGUGUAUGAACCAGGGGUGUAUUACCAACAGAUGUAUGACCCAGGGGUGUAUGAUCGUGGAGUGUAUGACCCAGGGGCAUAUUACCCACGGGUGUAUGACCCAGGGGUGUAUGAACCAGGGGUAUAUUACCAACAGAUGUAUGACCCAGGGGUGUAUGAUCUUGGAGUGUAUGACCCAGGGGCAUAUUACCCACGGGUGUAUGAUCGCGGAGUGUAUGACCCCGGGGCAUAUUACCCAUGGGUGUAUGACCCAGGGGUGUAUGAACCAGGGGUAUAUUACCAACAGAUGUAUGACCCAGGGGUGUAUGAUCGUGGAGUGUAUGACCCAGGGGCAUAUUACCCACGGGUGUAUGACCCAGGGGUGUAUGACCCAGGGGUGUAUGACCCAUGGGUGUAUGACCCAGGGGCAUAUUACCAACAGAUGUAUGACCCAGGGGUGUAUGAUCGUGGAGUGUAUGACCCAGGGGCAUAUUACGCAUGUGUGUAUUACCCAGGGGCAUAUUACCCACUGACGUGUGAUCCAGGAAUGUACGACCAGGGGUGUAUGACCAGGGGUGACCAGGGGUGUAUGACCAGGGGUGUACUUACAAGGAUGAGUGCUAUUUAUGAUACAAUUACUAAGCACUUUUAA